CAAUCCUAAGCAGAUCUAGGACAGCCAGAAAAACAAUCGGAAAUUAUACUGAGUAUGACGAGAAACACAGUUUUGAAGUAGCGUUGAAAACACUUACAGAGAUACGAGACAAUCAUUGUUUGCCAUGUUUUUCAUACACCAAAGCCUGGCCUGGCCCAUCUGUAUCUUUUCCGUUUAAGAAUGCGCACACAGAGAAAUUUUUUAACAACAAAGAUUGCCGCUUCCAGGGUAAUUGUCACAGACUUGAAAACAAAAUCUGUUAUUCUUGGAAUGUUGCACUCAUAGCUGGAGGAAAAAAAUAUAUAAUUUUCUCAAGAACGUCUACAAACACCGAAGACAACAAUUAUAUGAAUAUUACCUGUGAUGUCACAGAUAAAUCUAGUCAAAGUAAAGGCUUUAAUGGCAAACAAGAAAGCUGCAAUGGAUCAUCAGCAAUAGAAGCGAAUGAUUUAGAUACAGACAACAGGAAUAAUGAUCAUUCAAAACAAAUGAAAAAACAGAAGAUGGAUCAAGCUUCACAAGCUAACAUGCCUCAAAAUAAAAAUAUCACUGGAAAACAGCCAAGUUGCAACGAAUCUACAGCAACACCAGCGAUUGAUUUAGAAAGAGACAACAAAAAGGACGCUCAUUCAAAUUCCUGGGAUAAUCAGAAGAAGACGGAUCAAGCUUCACAGAACCAAUAUGGCCUUCUCAUGUUUACGCACUUGGUUGCAGCAAUGGUAGGGGGUUGAAUUAUUUUCCUAGUUUCGCUCGUCAUAAAAAUUCGUCAAAGUAGAAAUAAGCCUGCCAGAAAUACUGGAAUUCUAAAUGCCUCAUAUAGUGGACAAGAAAGUGACACAACUAUUCAGACCAAUGCCAAACUAUACUACUGCGAAGAAGCUGUAUAUCAUGAAGUGUCUGACGGAACGCAAACAAUGUCCGUAGAGAAUAGUUCACGUCCUCAUUUUUCUACUAGACAGGCAGUCUCAGAUUUCCCUAAGCGCUCCAAGCUUCCAGAUGUACCCCAACUAAGCGAGAAAGAUGCGUAUAAUUGCUUGACCUCUCAACAGAAGAAGGACGUUAAAGAGUUUGAUGACGACAAUUACGACCACACACACCUGCAUGGUUUAGAUAUGAUGAAAAAUGAUAAUAUACUAUAUGAUAAAAGCGUCAAAGAAGAAAAUGGAACUCUUAAUAUACUGAGUAAAAUCUCAAAUGAAGCAUGUAUUGAGGAGUCGAUGAAACAUGACUAUUUUGUUCUUCAGAAAGAGCUG
Molecule: messenger RNA, 1253 nt
Organism: Saccostrea echinata
Lineage: Eukaryota; Metazoa; Mollusca; Bivalvia; Ostreida; Ostreidae
Exons: 8
Coding region: 348-731 (127 amino acids)
Source: RefSeq, a predicted model, not a curated record